AAACUUGCCUUAAAAAUGGCAGAAGGUAGUGGAACAACAGUGAAUACAUUGUUCAAUAAUGUUCUUGGUGAAAAUGAAAAAUAUAUCUUCUAUUUUUACUUAAAAACCAAAGAAACUUCAGUAUUACCUUUAACUGCCUUUCCAGUUUUGAAAAUCUAUGGUUGAUAACUUGGUUUUGUUUUUAUGUACUUGUUGUCUUGGAAAUUUAGAAUUGGAGAGAUUUUGGAAAUCAUCUGGCUCUAGUAGUUUUACAGUUUCGGGGAAAUUGUGAAAUUCUUCAUUCCUCCAUCAACAAUUGUUUUUCAUUAUUUUUGUUUUUUUAGUGGCCCGUCGCAGUUAUUAAUCCUGCUAGAUGGCAGUUGCAAGUGUCAGUAUCAUUGCCGUCAGAACUCUCCCUGGCCAAACUCAGGAACUGAACAGAUUGAGAUAACUUUCUGAGACCUUUCCUUCAUGAACUUUCACGCUUGUUAUCCGAAACUCAGGGAUCUGAUAGGUUGGGAUAAAGCGUUACACCACCCAUGACCUGAACUCAGGAAAAGUAACUCUCAAUAUCGGAAUUCAGGAAAAAACAUGGAUUUGGAUAGUGAGGAUUCUUGGGCUUCUUGUUCUGGCAGUGAAAUGAGAAAGAUCAAUUGGUCACUUCAGUUCUCCUCUCUGGGACCAACACUUUGUUCUCUUCCUCCAGGGUUCCGGCCUUGCCCUCCAAGAGUCCCUUCCCUGUCCAUUUCCCUCUUGGCCAUAUUUGAAGUAGGUGUUGGGAAGUGUGCUCUCCUUUGGGGCUGUAGAGCUGCCCAGGUUUUCUGCUAGUUCAGGUUGGGAGGGCCAAGAUCAAGAACUAUUUCUCCAACACCAGCUGUUUAUCAGUUUUGGGGAUACAGUAGAGGAGAACAAAGACCCACCUUGUCAUUGCCCUUUUAGAACUACAGUCUCUUAUGGGAGCCAAACAUUUAUCAAAUAAUGAGACAAAUGGAACCUAAUAUUGGGUCUGCAUAGUGCUAUGAAACUACUACUUGACAGUUUGAAUGCUUAUUAUAGAGGAUUUAAUUUAGGAAAAUCGGGGAAGGUUUUUCUGAUUUGACAGUUGAGAUCUGAAAGGGAUGGGGAGUCAGAGGAGAGCCUUUGUAAAGGUCUGAGGGAUAGACAAAGUAUAGAGGAUGGUGUGAAGUCUGUAGAGAAGUAGGAAGGUGCUAAACCCUGCAGGGCCUUAGAGUUUUGUCAUUAUCCUAAGAGCAGCAGAAAGUUGAAGUGUUUAAGCCUGGUGGUGAUGUCAUUAGCUUGACGUUUCCAAAGGUUAGUUAAGCUGUAAUAGGUAGAAUGGAGUGAAAGGGCAAAAUGAAUAGGAGUAAUGGAAUAAUCCAAUAAAUGUUAGGAAGUAGUUGUGGAAAUAGAAAUGGCAGGCUCAAGGAAUAAUCUGGAAGUAAGUGGACAGGGUAAGUAGGAUAGGGAAAUGAAGUAUUAAGGGUGACUUGCAGGUUUCUGACUUGUGUAGCUGGAUUGGUGUCAUUUACUGAAUGGGGAAAAUUUAGAAGAUUGCUUUUAUACAUGUUAAGUUAUAGAUGCCUUUGAAAAAUUUUAGAGCUGUAGAAUGAGAAGUCAGGAUUCAGGGCUCAGAUUUGAUGCUUGUGUAGAAAUAAAAAAUGAGUGAGUCAUCUAUAAAUUAGUCGUGUGCAUAACAGAGUGAAGAGGGCCUAGAAUGAAAUCUUGGAUACUUAUUAACCAGGUUAGAGGAAGAUAAAUUCUCAGAAAUUCAGGAGGCAUGUCCAGGAAGGGAGGAAAACCAGAGGAAAAGAUGCUAGAACCACAGGAGAAUGGCUUGAUUGACGUACCAGAUUAUGAACAUAUAGAAGAUGAAACUUUUCCUCCGUUCCCACCUCCAGCCUCUCCAGAGAGAGAAGAUGGUGAAGGCGCUGAACCUGAAGAAGAGUCAGGGAGAGGAGCGUCUGUUCCCGUACCUCCGAAGAGAACCGUUAAAAGGAAUAUACCCAAGCUGAAUGCUGAGAGAUUAAUUUCAGAGAGAGGGCUCCCAGCAUUAAGGCAUAUGUUUGAGAAGGCAAAAUUCAAAGGUAAAGGUCAUGAGGCUGAGGACUUGAAGACCCUAAUCAGACACAUGGAGCACUGGGCACAUAGACUAUUCCCUAAACUGAAAUUUGAAGAUUUUAUUGACAGAGUUGAAUAUCUGGGAAAUAAAAAGGAAGUUCAGACCUGUUUAAAACGAAUUCGACUUGAUCUCCCUAUUUUACAUGAAGAUUUUGUUAGCAAUAAUGAUGAAGUAGAGGAAAAUAAUGGCCAUGAUGUAACUGCUACCGAAUUAGAUCCCUUUCUGACAAACUCAUAUGGAAGUGUAGAGUUUGCUUCUGAGUCAAGUAGAAGCCUAACAGAAGAACAACAACAAAGAAUUGAGAGAAAUAAACAGCUGGCCUUGGAAAGAAGACAGGCAAAGCUACUGAGUAACAGUCAGUCCCUAGGAAAUGACUUGUUGGUGAACACACCCAGCACACAGCCACCUGAAGAGGGUAGUACAGGUGAGGAGCAAAAGGAGGAAGAAUCAAAUGAGUUUAACAAAGACCUUCUAGACAGUCCACAUAAUGAUGGUGCUGCCAGUACUAUAAAUGAAGAGGAGGAAUUAAAAGUAGAGAAAACGCAACUGGACCAGUCCUUUUAAAAUGUACAGUAGUUACUUAAGGCUUCAUCUAGAAAUGUUCCUGAAGUUGGAUAGGCCUCAACUGAGAAAAUCUGUUAAGUUUCUGUCUUCCAAAUUUGAGAUGACUCUGCAGUGCAUUUUGUCAGCUUUGAAUGAAAAUCUUUAUAUAGUGAAAUUUUCAGAUUCUUGUUUAAAAUCUGGUAUUAUUUUAAUUAUGCUAUGUGAUCAAUUGCUCAGUUGUGUCUGACUGGGAUCCCCUGGAUCCCCACCAGGUUCUUCUGUCCAUAGGAUUUUCCAGGCAGGAAUCACUGGAGCGGGUUGCCAUUUCCUCCCCCAGGGGAUGUCGACCCAGGGAUCAAACCUGCAUCUCCAGUGUCUCCUGUAUUACAGGUGGAUUCUUCAGUGCUGAGCCUUAUUUAUAAUUAUACUUGUUUCUUAUUAACUUUUGUUGUCUAUUUUUCUCCUUAGUGUUUAUUUGUAUAUAAGUAUGACCUUGUAAAAAUGAUUGGUAGUUAAUAAGUAGCUUUUGCUGCUUGUGUUCCAUUGAAUGCCCUGUUUGUACUAAAUUGGGUGGUGUUUUAAGAUGUACAUAUGUAUAAUAAAUACUAAUGUUCUUUUUUUUUUUUUAAAUAAAAAUCGCACAAAGUA
Molecule: messenger RNA, 3289 nt
Organism: Dama dama (fallow deer)
Lineage: Eukaryota; Metazoa; Chordata; Mammalia; Artiodactyla; Cervidae
Gene: TIPIN
Product: TIMELESS interacting protein
Exons: 8
Coding region: 1757-2662 (301 amino acids)
Biological process (GO): DNA damage response; DNA replication checkpoint signaling; replication fork processing
Cellular component (GO): nucleus; replication fork protection complex
Molecular function (GO): DNA binding
Source: RefSeq, a predicted model, not a curated record